CGAACAUUUCAUUUUAUAGAUCUGAAAUUGCAAGUUUGAUCGAUAUGACUAUUUUGUUAUAUUGAGUUUGAUAAAAGAAUUGGUUUUAAAAUGCAAAAUAUUGAGGAUCCUUGCGCUCAAAAAAUUCCUAGAGCUAUAGAUGAUGAAUUUCUUCAGGAAAAAUUGCUUGAACUUACACGAUGUGGAGAGACAGGAAGAUUGGCGCGAAUAGAAGGAUUGCCUUUCGAAAAGGCGGAAAUCAUUCACCUAGAUUAUUGCAAUAUACUGAAGCUCGAUCAUCUAUGGGUAUUGACCAACUUGAGAAAACUUGUCCUGAAUAACAAUUUGAUAGACAAGAUUGAAAAUAUUCACAUGCUGAUACAUCUAACCCAUCUGGAUUUAUCAUUCAAUAGGUUGACUAAGAUAGAAGGAAUAGAAACAUUGGUGAAUUUGGAGCAGUUGAGUUUAUUCGAUAACCAAAUUAGUGAAAUUGAAAACUUGGAAACACUUCAAAAAUUGGUAAUAUUCAGCAUCGGUAGGAACCGCAUCGCUGAAAGAAGUAGCGUAAUAUAUCUGAGGCAACUGGAAAACUUGAAGUCUCUUAAUAUGGCGGAAAAUCCUUGCGCCUACGAAGAAAACUUCAGAUUGUAUAUAGCAGCAUUCUUGCCGCAAUUGGUUUAUUAUGAGUACAGAUUCAUAUACGAAUUAGAGAGAGAAGUUGGCAUGGAAACCUUUAGCGACGAAUACAACCAAAUCGUGCAGGUAGAAGCCAUAGAGAAGGCUCGCAAAGCAGCCAAACAAAAAGAACUUGCCGAUGCGCAGCUUCACGCAAGAAGUUUUGUUGAAUAUUUGAACACCAGAGCAUUUUUCGAUUCACUGUUCCUUGACGAUCCCGAAGGCAAAGCUUUUCUGGAAAUCGGGGAGGACAUGGCAGAACUGUAUAUUGAUUUUGAGGAGAACGUGAUUGCUGAAUGUAAGACCAUUUUCAGACUGGGACAAGAACAAUAUGAGCUGCGACAGAUUGAAAUCGACUACUAUAACUCUAGCGUUCAGAAUGCUAAGGCGGAAAACCAGAAGAAGAGUAUAGCUUACAUGGAGGAUUUUCUAGAGAAGAAAGAUGAUAUAUUCGAAGAAAUCCGUCAAGGCCAAGAAAGAUUCGUCCAAAUAGCUAAUAUAGAAGACUAUAACCAAACAGUAGAGAUUCAAGCUGAAAUCUUCCAGAAUCUCGUGCAGAGUACAUGGAAAUCCCUGAUGAAGAUGGAACUUGAAUUGUUCGAACAGAUGGUAGAUGUGAAUGAAACUUUCGAACAUACACUGACGGACCUCAUAAAUAAUUUCAUCGAAGCGGCUCAAGGUCUAUUUACUCGAAUCAGGGAUUUAGAAUCGGAUUUUAGCGAUGCGGUGGCCGAGAUUGUCAAAAGAUAUCAUGUUAACAUCAGCAUGACAGAAGACCCACAAAUUCCGCCAGCGCUUCGAGAAAUCAUGGCUGACAAGGACACUCUGGCAAAUGCUUUGGGUGCUAGUCAUGAUGUCCAUGCCCUUUUGAUUGAUACACGUGAAGACACAUUAAUAAAUAACGCAAGAGAAUGGUUAGAAAAGUUGGUGACCAAUUUAGAAAAGGAUGAAACAAAUCGAAAUAGGGAUAAGGUCAUGGAAAUAAGUCAUUUCAUGGAUGUGCAAAGGGAGGAAUUCGAUACUUUAGCCAACGCCAUAUUGGAAAACCAAGUUUUAACACUUGGUCUUAUGGAAUGAAUAAUUAUGUUUCGUUACCGUAUGGGACACCUAUGAAGAAUUUAAUUCAAAUAAUACUAAAAUCUUUAGUAGGUAGCAGAAAAGCGAGGAGGAAAUUCC
Coccinella septempunctata (seven-spotted ladybird) is the source of this 1830-nucleotide messenger RNA. Its product is annotated as dynein regulatory complex subunit 3-like. The record is from RefSeq and is a predicted model, not a curated record. The transcript has 7 exons. The coding region runs from base 91 to 1731 and encodes 546 amino acids. Gene Ontology annotation, molecular function: protein binding. Lineage: Eukaryota; Metazoa; Arthropoda; Insecta; Coleoptera; Coccinellidae.